ACGUAGUUUUACUGAUGAUGUCAAUGGCCUGUUGAAAACUCGAAUGAAUCCAGGUGUAGAAAUAAUAGAUUUCACUAGACCAGAUGGCAGCAGGAAAAAUCUGUUUAUAACCAAUAUUCCAGGUGUUCUACAUGAAGAUGAUGUCGUGAUUGAACUACGGAAGAUUUUUGAUCCAUUUGGAUUGGUGUAUGGCGCACAAGUUUAUCCAACACAAUGGAAAACUGGACAUAAAGCUGAUAAUACUGCUGGAGAGACAACUAGUGGUUACUAUGCCUUUGUGACAUUUUACUCUGCUAAUGCUGCAACAAAGGCUAAAGAUGAACUUAAAGGAGUGGUGAUAUUAGGUGAUCAAGAAUG
Messenger RNA from Ruditapes philippinarum (Manila clam), 357 nucleotides. RefSeq lists its product as uncharacterized. NCBI's taxonomy places the organism in Eukaryota, Metazoa, Mollusca, Bivalvia, Venerida, Veneridae. Gene Ontology annotation, cellular component: nucleolus. Gene Ontology annotation, molecular function: RNA binding. The record is from RefSeq and is a predicted model, not a curated record.